GGGCUGUGCCCGGGUCAGGCAUUGCGCCGGGCGGCGGGGGCUGAUUCGUCCUUAGUUUGGGCUCUCGUUUUGUUUUCGUGCAGAACGGAAGCGGGAUGAAUUCCUGGAGGUUCUCUCGCGGUUUCUAGCAGUGCGGCCGGCCGUGUUGAACUCUGCCGGGAUGCUCACGGCGUUGGCGUGUGCCGAUGUUCCGUUCCCAGGUUGGGGUGUUCUCUCCCCGCCGCGGGGCACCGGGAGCUGCUCGGUGCGGGAGGGUGGCGAUGGCUGGGAGAGGGAACGCAGCCUCAGGCUCCGAAAUCGGAACCGCUCAUCUCCCUGCCGGCUCCGUGUUCCCCGUCUGGAGGCCGCGGCUCUCCUACGUGUGUAACAGAGGGAGAAACAGAGGCUGCCGUGCUGGGCUUUGCUCUGGUCAGAAGCCGUGUUGGGGCCUGGCUCCGUGCUCUGGUCUCGUUGUCCUCCUUCCGCACAAAGUUAUUUUCUCUCACUCGGGAAAACAAUGGGAUGUGUGUAACUGUAACGAAGCAUCUUUCCCACAUUGCUACCCGGGUCCAGAUCUGUAAUGCAAGCAAAUGAAGGCACGCUCUUCUGUGUACGUGUGUGUGGAUGUCACCUCUGACACGGCACCAAGAGAGAGGCAGUGCAGCGGGUGGUGCGGGAGAGCACGGCUCCUUUCGUCCCCCGCUCCUUGCCUUAUGGUUCCAAUUGGUACUGAGUGAGAGCUUAAGUAUUUUGCUUCGGGGAGUUGGGCCGUUCUCACGUCCAUCCUAGACGAGCUUCUGGAGAGGAAUCUGGAUGAAGAUUCCUCUGUGAUUGAGCUAGGAGUUGCACGUGGAUCGCUCUGAAAGUAUUGCCUCCUAUUUAUUUCCAUGGAAAUUACAACAGGUAGAAAGAGUGCAAGAAAACUUUUUGAUAGAGCAAAUUCUCAGCUACAAAACACUGUUUUUCAACACAGUCACUCCCAGUGAUGAACAAGAGCCUGCGUGCUGUGCUCAAACAAAUCUGCACCAGCGGAGGUGACUGCUGUUGCUACUGCUGAAAUGCAGCACACAGCACCUUACUGUGCUAUCAUCUGGUGCUGGGUCUCUAUGAACAUUCAGCAAGCAUCAAUGAAUGUCAGUGGGGGGCAUUUUUUCUGCGUGGAGCAAUUCAGUGAUGCACCUUUGCUCCAUCCGCGCUUCUACGUCAGACGCUUUCAUGUCAGAGUGCCCCUCUGCUGCCAUCUGUCCCACAGCAACAAAUGUAGCGGGAUGGUGGUGGGAAGAAGUGCCCCUCUGCUGCCAUCUCACCAACACCUACCUCUGACGGCUUGAGUCCCCAUGCCCUGUGACAGGGACAGGCGCAGCGUUUGCAGAUGGCGGCUCUGCCAGCAGCACUGCCAUGUUGGAGGGCUCUGCUGGCUGUGCUGUGCUGCUCUCCAGGAAGGAGCCAGCGCUGCCUAUUGGCCACCUCAGCAUGGGGAGGCUUUAAAUGCUGAUGUGUAACUGCCAGAACAAUAGCUACUGCCCCUACCCCCAGCAUGCAGUGUGGUACAUAACGUUGUGGAAGGAGGCCCUGAAAUGAGCUUUUCCAUCCUGUGCUGACUGUGGCAUCCCAUCCGUGACACCAUGCACACAGACUGAGGGCCACUUUUACAUUUGUUCUAACUGCAGCCUGUAACAUUCCAGUGCACUCCGUGUGCCCAGACACCGGGGAUAUUUGGGUUGGCUUGGUGCCGCUCACAGUGCAGGCCGCAGCCCUGCACCUGACCAGGGUGCUCCCAUGGGACAUCCCUGUGUGCUGAGAGGAACGUGUUCCCAAACACAGCUCCCAGUGGUGCAGGAGCAUCCCCCUAGCUCAGGGACCUGCACAAGGUCGUCAUUAAAAACAGAUUUUGCUUCCUGUCUCUCCCAGGCCGGAGCGCAGUGUAGCAUGCAGGGAGCUUUGCCUAAGCAGGACCAGUCACACAUGUGGUUUUGUUGUCCUUUUGAAGCAGCUUUUGCAAUUAGUUGGUAUGAGAGUGCUAGAGAAGGGCUGAUAGAACGGAUCCAGGCAUGAGAAUCUCAUUUCCAGCACCUACCAGUGAAGGCUGGUGUGGUUAUUCCAUGGUGAAGAUGGGAAUGGUUUGCUGAAUUGCCAUACAACUGCUCCCUGAGGAGGGGGAGCAGAGAGCGGUGCGGGGCUCUACUCCUGGGAAUCGAGGGCAGGAGGAAACAGCACAGAGCUGUGCUAGGGCAGGGUCAGACUGGGCACUGGGAAACCUUCUUCACCCUGAGGGUGGAGGCAGCCUAGCGAGGCGGCUGGCGCCCUGUGGCUGUCAGUGUUCGGGAGGCAUUUGGACAAAGCCCUCAUUGAUGUGCUGUAACUUUUGGUUGACCCUGAAGUGGUCAGGCAGUGGGAGGAGAUGAUCUCCGAAGGUCCCUUCCAGCUGAACUUCCAGUUUAUAUCGAACAAGAUAGGCCAUCCCUGUCUGGUUGUGCAGAGAAGCGGUCGUUUUGCUGGGCACCACUCUAUAGCAUUUGUCCUCGGCUCUGGGUGUUCUCCAGGGACAAAGCAUGUGGGCCAAUAAACAGACACAACAUCUUAAUGACAUGAUAGCCUAUUACCCUACGCUUGCUGCAGUGUUUGUAUAUUCGCUACCUUAUUUUUUUUUUCCCCCCAGCACAGAUAGUGUCCAGCUCUGAGGUUUGCUUUAUUCCCAUCGCAAGCAUAAGCUCUGCUGGAGCUGCACUGCGCUGAUGCCAUUAAGGGUGUUAAUUUUUUCACACCUGUGGGUGUGAUAUCAGCCACUGUGUCCGUAAACUGUGCAUGACUCCAGACGGAGCGGGCUGCUCCUGCCUCACGCUGAGGAUGUGAGGAUGCACUGCUGGGGCCGGGAGCGGGGAAUUCCACCCCAGCAGCUUCUCCCAGCUGUGCCCGUGCCCUGCAGAGCCAGCAAUGUUAGCGCCAGUUCUUGUCACGCUUUGAAGUAUUUCUGACUCUUACAGCAGCGACUUGUUUUUGAAAAGUUCCCACAUGAGUAAUGCAGUGGGAGACUUCAUGUGUACGUCCAAAACACAAACGAAAGCCAAGAAAUUCCUGUUUCCAGUCAGUUUUGCCAUUUGCUUGUGUUUGUUGCAGAAGUAUAUGUUGAAGAUGUUUUUCUUCUGUCUAGGAGAAGUGGAGCAGAGUUAAAUAAAAGUGCAGCCGUAUGCAGCCUUGUAACAGAACUUGAGGCAAAUCAGCGUAAAUCAAACAAUGUUUUACAUAGGUGUUCUUCAAGUUUGCUUUUUUAUGUAGUUAAGUAAUAAACAAUACAGCGAUACAAGGAAGAUGGCUAUAAAGUACAGAGAUAAAUUUGCCAUAUUUUACCCGGAUAUUACAAGGACUUAGAAUGUUUGGGGUAUUUUAUAUACCAUGUGUGUGUUAUUGCUUAAUCUGCAGAGAAUUUGUACUUCCCUGGGAAACCAUUACACUUGAUGGUAAAACACUUUAAGAAUUGUCUGCAUAUUUAUACAACACACAGUAACAACUCAUAUGGUGCUGUUAUGUGACAGCGCGUACUAGGGGGAGUUUUGUGUUAAAUUUCUAGUUAACAUGUGAAGAGUGGAUGAAGAUGUUCCUGGAAAUAUAAUUUCCAUGUGCUAAUGUAUGGGGUCAUAGUCCAUCAGGGCAGUGCAGACACAACUGGAGGUUCAGCCAGUUAUUUUGUUUGUAAUCCUGACAUUCUAAAAAUGGCAUUUCCUCUCACAUAUCUGAAUGAGACGCUACACGUGCUUGUAAUUUAGAUGUUAUGAGCUGCAUAACAUAUGUGGUCAUAGAGAUCAAUGGUGUCUUCUAUUGUUUUCCUGUUACCUAAAAUGCUUGGGUUACGAUUACAUGCAUCCCGAGGGAGCUUUUUGGAGCCCGGACGAAUCUGUUUUGCAGCCUGACUUUACUGCCUUUUAAAGGAAGAAUGUCCUAAUUCUUAAGAAGGAAUUUGAAGCACUUCUUAGAACCACAAGAGCUCAAGAGGCAAGAUUAACUUACUGUGCUGUGUGGAUGUAACAGCAUCAGAGAGCAAACUACAUAAUGUGGUAAUAGGAGGUGAAAGCUGCAGUCUUUGAGAGGAACAUGAAUGCUGUUUUAAGUGCAGAGGAGAGCUCCAUCUGCCCGAGUGUUUUCCGUCACAGACAUGUGGUGACUGAAGUUAAAUAUUUGGCAGAUGGUUUGUGGGUGAUACAUCUACGAGUGCUUCAGAUCUCUCCUACAAGAUGUGUUCCACAAAUCCGGCCAACUGGGUUACCUUCGAUGAUGAGCCGGUCUUCCAGUCACCCCAGAAAUUGGUUCAUAAUCAGAGCAGUUGUAAAGCAAAUGGACUGAAACUCAAUCUCUCUACUGUGCAUGAAUCUUCAAGUCGAUCAUCUUCUACAGGCAGCACUCCACUCUCAUCUCCUGUAGUUGACUUCUACCUAAGUCCUGGCCCACCCAGUAACUCUCCACUUACUACACCUACCAGAGAAUAUCCAGGCAGUCCAUGUACCCAGAAGCAUGGGAUUCAUGUCCUUUAUCCUAUUCCUGAAUGGCCAUCAAAUACUAACCUUCCAUCAUCUGGGGUUUGCUCUUCCCUAGCCUCGCAGAAACCCAGCAGCCUUCUUUUGACUAAUGACAGUUCAGUUAAGACUUCUGUCUCCAAAUCAGUAGAUGAAGGAAACACUGAUCUGCAAGGAAGCUGUGACAAGUCAGAAGAGUCAUCAGCAAUGGGGCAGUUCCCUUACUUCCAGACUGACUGUGGUUUUUCCAGUCCCUUUUGGAAGGAAGGAUACUCGAUUAGCACAUCACCAGCUAACUUGAAUGCAUACAGGAAGGACAAAAUGCUUGAUAAAGGCACUUGUCAUUCUAAAGAAAAAGAGAUUUGCCAUGAUCAGAAGAGCCUUAAUCAGGGCUCCUUCAGCUACAUCUGUGAGAGGCUAGAACACUUGCAAGCUGAUGGCUCUGAUGCUGUGGGAAGCCUGCCCACCUCCAGUUCUUACGAAUGGCACAAGGAAUCCCCAGCUGUUCCUCACAGCCUGUUCAGGAGCCGGAAAGCUGAUGGAUGGCCAUUCAUGCUGAGGAUUCCUGAAAAGAAGAAUAUGAUGUCAUCUCGGCAAUGGGGCCCUAUUUACCUCAGGGUUCUAGCUGGAGGAGUAUUACAGAUGUACUAUGAAAAAGGACUCGAAAAACCUUUCAAAGAAUUCCAGCUUCAGCCACACUGUAAGCUAUCUGAACCCAAAUUAGAGAGCUAUAAUGUUUCAGGAAAAAUCCACACUGUGAAGAUUGAGUGUGUAUCUUACACAGAGAAAAGGAAGUAUCAUCCCAAGGUAGAAGUGAUCCAUGAGCCAGAGGUUGAGCAGAUGUUAAAGCUGGGAACCACAGAUUAUAAUGACUUCACAGAUUUCCUUGUAACAGUUGAGGAAGAGCUUAUGAAACUUCCUACCACUUCUAAACAAAGGAGAAAUUAUGAAGAGCAAGAAAUGACUCUGGAAAUAGUGGAUAACUUUUGGGGAAAAGUCACUAAAGGAGAAGGAAAGCUUGUAGAAAGUGCUGUUAUCACACAUGUUUAUUGUUUGUGUUUUGUGAAUGGUGGUACUGACUGCUUUCUAACUCUAAAUGACCUGGAACUCCAGAAGAGGGAUGAGCGUUACUUUGAGAAGGAGGCGGAGAAGAAAUGGAUCAAUAUUCUCGAUUGCCAUUUCCACAACUGUGUCAAAAUGCAGGAAUUUGAGCAAUUGCGAAUUAUCAAGUUUACACCCCCUGAUGCCUGUAGGCUGGAGCUAAUGCGUUUCAGGACGCAGUAUCAUGGAGAAGACCUUCCGUUUUCUCUGAAGGCAACGGUAGUGGUUCAGGGGGCAUAUGUAGAACUUCAGGCUUUUAUAAAUAUGUCUUCAACUGCUCUGAUCCCAACGCGGUUGCCCUCUGUGAAAUGCUGCGAAAAUGUUAUGAUACGCUUUCCAGUUCCCACACAGUGGGUCAAAGCACUUUGGACCAUGAACUUGCAAAGGCAGAAGUCCCUAAAAGCAAAAAUGAAUAGAAGAACGUGCCUUGGUUCUUUACAUGAGAUUGAAUCUGAUCCUGUAAUACAAGUCUCGGUUGGAACGGCAAAAUAUGAGAGUGCCUACAGGGCUGUCGUAUGGAAGAUAGACAGGCUUCCAGAUAAAAACUCAAGUGGAGAUCAUCCACACAGCCUGUCCUACAAACUGGAGCUAGGAUCAGACCAGGAAAUACCUUCUGACUGGUACCCAUUUGCCACUGUGCAGUUUGUCGUUCAUGAUGCCUGUGCCUCAGGAACAGAAGUGAAGUCACUGGGCUUAGAGAGUGAUGUGCAGCCCCAGAAGCAUGUGAUUCAGAAAGCUUUUUACAAUUGCCAGGUUGAAAUUGAAAAGAAGUGGAUCAGGCUUGAUGGAGAAGAUCCAGAUAAGGCUGGCAACUGCUUAAUGCAGUGAAAGAGAACAGCGGGCAUCAUUGUAGGGUAUUUACGCAGGAAAUUCUAUUGUUAGAAACAGUGCAAUGACCUACUUUAGGAUAAAAAAGUCAUUGAAUAUAUUUUAAGUGCUUUUGGGUUUGAUUCUGCACAUCCACACUCACUUGAUUGGCUUGUGUUCAAGUCACGUUCAUGUCAUGGGAAAACCGGUAUGAGCAAGGUCUACUUGUAAAGGUUUGCAGGAUGUGAGCACUUACUCGACUGAUUGUAAUAUAUAUUUUUUCUGUUGCAUAUCAAUGACUUGGGAACAAUCUCAUAUUCCACACUGAAACCUAAUGGCACUACUCAAAGAGUUCAAGUCACUUGGACAUAUAAUAUUCAGCAAUAAAAACUGCCGGGGCUCUUACAUGCAGACCAGCAUCUGUGUAGGGUCCAGCAGGACCAAUUACAUUUUUUCUAGUGACACUUGAAAACCUACAUCCCCUGUGCUUCUGUUCACAAUUUAUGUGAACAGAACAAAUUGUAAUAUUAUUCUCUGUGAGAGCUUCAACUAAUGAGUUAGAACCAGGCUGAUUUCAUUGGUAAAAUGGGAAAAGUUCUUCUGCAAUAAUAUUCCUCAUUUUUCUGUGGCAGUGAGCGUUUCCUUCCCAGCACUUUCGUCUGUGUCAGCAUUAGACUUUUUUUUUUCACUGCUGCAGCAAGUGAGGGGGCAGAUCCUCAGCAAGCAUAGAUCAGCCCAGUCCCAUUUCAUUUGAUGAAGCUCUGAUGAUUUACACCAGCAGAGGGCUUUGCCCACAAAUUGAAAAAAUGGUGUCUUGCUAGCAAUUGCUCCUUUAGGAUGCAGGGUCCAGACAUUGUUUUGGAAACCACAGGUGCUUCUGCACUGCUGCUUGAAGGAACUUCAAGACAAAGGGCAUGUCUUCCUAUGCAUGGGAAGUCAGAGGUUUUCAUCGUGCCAUUGGCUGAAGGCAUUGCUGGAGGGAAACAAUGCAGGAAUAGACUAUUGCCAGGGAAGUGAAGCUGUGUCACUUCACCAAAUAGCUACUAACACUUUAUUAAUGUGUUAACAUCCUAUCAUUGUAAUUUAGGAAGAGUUUUUUCCACUUUCUCAUAGCCAUUAUCCCCUUAAUCAUUUUAUUCAGGCUGUAAUUCCCACUCCGAAAAAAGAAAUACAGUAAAUUGAAAAAAAUAAUAUGUUUUUAUUUUUUGAUGCAGUUUUCCUAAACUUUUGGACAGCAAAAAUACAGUAAUGCACUAAGUUUCACUUUAUAUUUUUCUACAGCUUGUAACUGUUUAUAUGAACACUGUAAAAAUACAGAUAAAUGUUAUUCCUCCAAAGUAGAAAAAUGUGGGAUGUGCACUGAGAAAAUUACCAGUCGGAGGAAACAGAAGGCCACAAUAUGAACAUAGUUCACCACAAUAAACUUUUCUCCCUGUUUGGAAGCUGAGAAUGAGAUGGGUAAUAGAUUCUGUAGUAAGUCCUGGGAGCAGGCUUUUAUGGGUAUUGCACUGCCUAAGCCCCAAAAAGACUAUUAUGAUAUUUUGUCAUCUUUAUAUUAUCCCUUUUUAUUGGCAGAUGAUAUCAUAAAUCUAAGCAAGCAUUUGAGUACAGUAGGGAUCCAAAAUAUGUCUCAGAUAUUGCAUCCUCCGUUCCUGUUUUGACUUUAGUAGCCAUUUGCACCUUCAAAUCAUGUUUGGUUUAUUGUAUUCAAAUUUAAUUUUGGUUUAUUUACUUCUGAACUGAACUGAGUGACACAGUGCAUGCUGGGGCAGCACUUCUAUACUCAGCACCACAGCAGAGCUCUGCGAUUCAUUUAAGUCCAUGGCUAUACUAGAGCUGCAAAGCUGCAUUCUAUAUUUGCCUUUCCUGGUAAUCAGUCCUUAUUAUAUCUGGUAUGGUGCAAAUGAUCAUUCCGCCUUACUGAGCUCGUUAACAGAGAAAGGUCAAGCUGCAGCUUUAUCUGCAUGGCACAAUCGUGGAUUUCCAUCUGAGGCUUGCCAGACUCUUUACCUUUAACAGGAAUGGGAUCAGGAUCACAGGAAAUCCAUUCCACAGAGAUGUUGCUGAAAGAAAGUUACUGUUUAAUUCAUGGUUUUCACAACUACUGCAGCCUAAGGCUGAAAAACUACCCUCUUCAGUCUCAAAUAGGUGAUUGUAUGUCUUGCUGUCAGAAUGUUGAAAAAUAGAAGGCAGUUCAAUGAAAGAAAGUUUGGGUUGACUUUUUUCUCCCCAUCGCAUUCUAGCUUCUCACUCUACUGCAACAAUCCAAAGCAGAAACACUGGCUUCCCUUUUGUAAUAUUUCUUCUGCACGCUCUGAUACCAUUGAAUAUAACCAGCUGUACAAAUAUUCUCAGUGUUUAAGACUUAAUUGCUAACAUUUUCUUUGAAUGCUAUAGUAGCUGAUAACAAGUAAACAUACUGGUCUUUAUUGCUUAGAAAUCUGGGCAGUAAAUUGUCUAACUGUAUUUUGGGAGGGGAAUGGGGUGAGGAACAGUUGCUAUGUGUGGAGGUACUCAGUGUCCAGCUGGCAGAGGGACUGGAGCUUUAAAUAGCCCAUGAGGUACACUGGCAUGGUGAGAGGAAGCAGGGUUCGUGCGUAUGUGAGCUCUGCUUGCCUGCAGCUAGCACCUGCACUCACUGAAAUUCUUCCAACUGUUUUGCUCACUUCAGAUGCAGAUGCUUCACUAACAUUUACUGCAGGCCAGUAUUUAGAUGUUACCUGCGUUUCCCUCCCAAAGGAGAAGCAGAGUUUGGGAUGUUUUAUAUUUGAAAUGGAAAUGAAUGAGAAUGGCUAUUUUUGAAGUGUUUUCUUACAAAGUAUAUUGUAUUUGCUCAAACUGACAAACUUUGUCUUUGCAUUAAUGUUUCUUAUACUAGCUGUGUUACCAUAGGUAAAUGGUACUUGGUAUAAUUUUGGAUUCAAACACCCAUUGAAGUCAAUGGAAGUCCUUUAACUGACAAAAUGGGAUCUGCAUCAAAGUCUGUAAGAGUAAAGGAGUGGCAAGAAGAAAGAAGAAAGAAAAAAGAAAUGAAUUGUUGUAAUGGGCAGGAAAAGAAAGCACUGUAGAAGAUUCUUGAUGCUGGUAAAGGAGGUGUAACUGGGUGUCAAAGCCCAAGCUUUGCAGUGACAGGGAAUGAUGCUGUGGCUGCCCCUGGGCAGCAGCUCUUGAGAAACGAGGGUGGUGGUGCGCUCCAUUGAAUGUGAUGCCAAGCCAUGGUCAUCCUUAUGCUCCAUAUUAAUUGUCCAAAAGUACUCUGCAUCUGAAAAAGUCCUUUCACACAUUGCUUCUAGUUGCAUUUAUUUUAUUUGACAGACUUCUUAGCUGCAGUAUUGGUGUCCACAUCUCUAUUUCACAUUUAUUUGUCUUUUUGUUGACUAAACACGGUAACUAACUGCUGCAGUUAGUAAUUCUUAGCUAUAAUUUUGAUAACUCUGAAGCAGUGCUGUUAUUCUUAAUGGAAAAUAUAAUUUUAUUUUUGUCAGUUUAAGUGUAAACAGAUCACGCUGAUGAUCUUGUAAUAACAUUUUGUAGAUUGCAUAUUGAUUAAAAAAAUAAAGUUGUAUUUCAAACUUGCA
Molecule: messenger RNA, 9973 nt
Organism: Numida meleagris (helmeted guineafowl)
Lineage: Eukaryota; Metazoa; Chordata; Aves; Galliformes; Numididae
Gene: STON1
Product: stonin 1
Exons: 5
Coding region: 4209-6416 (735 amino acids)
Biological process (GO): clathrin-dependent endocytosis; synaptic vesicle endocytosis; regulation of endocytosis
Cellular component (GO): synaptic vesicle; AP-2 adaptor complex
Molecular function (GO): clathrin-cargo adaptor activity
Source: RefSeq, a predicted model, not a curated record